CCCAGAAUGUCCGCACAGGUUGAAAGCUUUGGCUUCCAGGCUGAGAUCAGCCAGUUGCUUGACCUUAUCAUCAACACCUUCUACUCCAACAAGGAGAUCUUCCUGCGAGAGUUGAUCUCUAACGCCUCCGAUGCCCUCGACAAAAUCCGCUAUGCCUCCCUCACCGAUCCUUCACAACUCGACUCUGGCAAGGAGCUCUUCAUCCGCAUUAUCCCCGACAAGGAGAACAAGAUCCUCUCCAUCCGUGAUACCGGUAUUGGUAUGACCAAGGCCGACAUGGUUAACAACCUCGGUACCAUCGCCAAGUCCGGCACCAAGGGCUUCAUGGAGGCUCUCAACUCCGGCGCCGACAUUUCCAUGAUUGGUCAAUUCGGUGUCGGUUUCUACUCUGCCUACCUCGUCGCCGAGCGUGUGCAGGUCAUUUCCAAGCACAACGACGAUGAGCAGUACAUCUGGGAGUCCGCUGCCGGCGGCACCUUCACCAUCACCCUCGACACCGUCAACCCCCCUCUCAACCGUGGUACCGAGAUCCGCCUCUUCAUGAAGGAGGAUCAGCUUGAGUACCUCGAGGAGAAGCGCAUCAAGGAUAUUGUCAAGAAGCACUCCGAGUUCAUCUCCUACCCCAUCCAACUCGCCGUGACCAAGGAGGUCGAGAAGGAGGUUGAGGACGAUGAGGAGGAGGAGGUGAAGGAAGAUGGCGAGAAGCCCAAGAUUGAGGAAGUCGACGAGGAUGAGGAAGAGAAGAAGAAGAAGACCAAGAAGAUUAAGGAGAAGGAGGUUGUCAACGAGGAGCUCAACAAGACCAAGCCCAUCUGGACUCGCAACCCCAACGACAUCACCCAGGAGGAGUACGCCUCCUUCUACAAGUCGUUGACCAACGACUGGGAGGACCACCUCGCUGUCAAGCACUUCUCCGUCGAGGGUCAGCUCGAGUUCAAGGCCAUCCUCUUCAUCCCCAAGCGUGCUCCCUUCGACCUCUUCGAGUCCAAGAAGAAGCGCAACAACAUCAAGCUCUACGUCCGCCGUGUCUUCAUCAUGGACGACUGCGAGGACCUCAUUCCCGAGUACCUCAACUUCGUCAAGGGUAUCGUCGACUCCGAGGAUCUUCCUCUCAACAUUUCUCGUGAGACCCUCCAGCAGAACAAGAUCUUGAAGGUCAUCCGCAAGAACCUUGUCAAGAAGACUCUCGACCUCAUCACCGAGAUCUCUGAGGACAAGGACAACUUCAACAAGUUCUACGAGGCCUUCGGCAAGAACAUCAAGCUUGGUAUCCACGAAGAUGCUCAGAACCGCAGCAAGCUCGCUGAGUUCCUCCGCUUCUACUCUACCAAGUCUCUCGAUGAGCAGACCUCCCUCAAGGACUACAUCACUCGCAUGCCUGAGGUCCAGAAGACCAUCUACUACCUCACCGGUGAAUCCCUCGCUGCCGUCAAGGAGUCUCCCUUCCUCGAGGCCCUCAAGAAGAAGGGCUUCGAAGUCCUCCUCCUCGUCGACCCCAUCGACGAGUACGCCAUCACCCAGCUCAAGGAGUUCGACGGCAAGAAGCUCGUUUGCGUGUCGAAGGAAGGCCUUGAGCUCGAGGAGACUGAGGAGGAGAAGAAGGCUCGCGAGGCCGAGGCUGCUGAGUUCGCCGAGCUCUGCUCCACCGUCAAGGAUGCCCUCGGUGACCGUGUCGAGAAGGUCGUCAUCUCCAACCGUAUCAUCGACUCUCCUUGCGUCCUCGUCACCGGCCAAUUCGGCUGGUCUUCCAACAUGGAGCGUAUCAUGAAGGCUCAGGCCCUCCGUGACUCCUCCAUGUCCUCUUACAUGGCCUCCAAGAAGACCCUCGAACUCAACCCCGGUAACCCCAUCAUCAAGGAGCUCAAGCGCAAGGUCAAGGAGGACAAGGCCGACAAGUCCGUCCGCGACCUCACCUACCUCCUCUUCGAGACCGCACUUCUCACCUCCGGCUUCACCCUCGACGAGCCCUCAUCCUUCGCCAAGCGCAUCUACCGCAUGGUUGCCCUUGGUCUCGACGUCGACGAGGAUGAGGAGCCCGCCGCCGCUCCUUCUGAGACUCCUGUCUCCACCGAGGCUGCCUCCACCUCUGCUAUGGAGGAGAUCGACUAAACGCUUCCUUCUCGUUGAAGUUUUUGGGUUUUUCUGUCGCUAUCAUUCAUUUUUGCUUUCACUUGUCGCAUUUUUUUUCGCAUUCAUCCACAUCUUGCAUCUACCACUCAUCGAAUACAAACCAGUCGCAUAGUCAUGUAAUUUUACGUUUCAAAAUCAAACUAGUAUUCGGAA
Messenger RNA from Coprinopsis cinerea okayama7#130, 2283 nucleotides. RefSeq names its product heat shock protein 90. Gene Ontology annotation, cellular component: plasma membrane; perinuclear region of cytoplasm; protein-containing complex. The record is from RefSeq and is a predicted model, not a curated record. NCBI's taxonomy places the organism in Eukaryota, Fungi, Basidiomycota, Agaricomycetes, Agaricales, Psathyrellaceae. Gene Ontology annotation, biological process: protein stabilization; cellular response to heat; protein folding. Gene Ontology annotation, molecular function: ATP-dependent protein folding chaperone; ATP hydrolysis activity; ATP binding. The transcript is spliced from 6 exons. The coding region runs from base 7 to 2109 and encodes 700 amino acids.